AUGCACGCGGUGAGUGACUUUGGGACGACCCAGGUUCUCGUUUCACCUGGGCCUUCUCUGCGCGGUUCAAGGGAGGCGCGCCAACGGGCGCUGGAAGCAGAGCCUCUCGUGUUCGCCCAGAGACCUGGCGCGGGGCUACCAUGCCCCGCCGCCAGGGGACUAGCCCUUCAGGGGCCCUUUGAGCGCUUCCACCGCGAAAAGGAAGGUCCUUUGCAGUCUGUUAAGGAAGAUGAUGGGAGUGGAAUGGCCCAGGAUGCUUUCUAUCUUCAAGGACUUAUUAUUGAUGCUUUUCAUGGUAAAGGAUUUCAGACAAUAGAAGAAUAUUUUCAACAGAGAGCGAGCCACAUUCCUCAAAAGUAUAAUCAUCUUGUAUUAUACCGUCUUGACAAAUCAAUAAAUAAGGCACUGGAUAAAAAUGAAUUUCCGUGUGUUUCACUAUUGCUGAAAUGUAUUCAGAUAUUCUUCAUUGAUGGCCUCAAAGAAGAUGAGCCUUUGCUAAUUCAGCAAGGAUUGAUCCCAAAGAUGGUUUCCUGGUUUGAAAGAACAAUAGGAUUUCUGACCAAUGAAGAUCUAGCCUCAGACACAUCCCUGGUUAAUGUUACAGAAGACUUCUUUGACACAGCGCUGAUUAUUUCCAGGAGGAGUAGUAAAGGGAAAAUUCAGAUGUUGGGUUCCUUCAUAUAUACCUUAGGAUUUCUGGUGAUAGAAGAAACGGUAAAUCAUUUGAUCCAGCAGGAGGCUUUGAAGACUUUGAACGGCAUUUUGGAUUCUGUACCUUGGGAAGAGAGAAAAAAACUCCCCUUGUCAGAAGGCCUGUGUCAUCUUAUGAAAGACCUUGCAGGGACCAUCUUGACUGUUGGUGAUUAUGACCAGCAGGUUGCACUUUCUGAAGCAUUGUGUAGACUGACAACUAAAAUGUCAAGGGACGACCUUGUUCAUCAGUGGUUUGAAGACGACGUCAUUGCUGAAGCUUUCAAAAAAAUUAAGGGUCGGCAAUUUGAGACGGACAGUAGACUGUUUCUCAAUUACCUAAACAACAGGCUUGGUGACCAAAGAAGGGUCUAUUCAUUUCCGUGUAUUGCUGCUUUUGCUGAUGGGAAUGAGAUGAGAAAACCAGCAGAUGAAAAAUUGGAGAAAUUUUGGAUUGAUUUCAACCUAGGAAGUCAGAGUGUAACUUUUUAUAUAGAAAAUACUGAGAGUGCUCUGUGGGACUCAGUAAGACUUUUGAAGGACACAGUGAUUAAUUACAGCGUAAUAGAAACUGAGGAGAAGAAGAUGUUUAUCAUUUACUUGAAGCCUAUUAAUAUCAGAAAUAAAGAAGUGAGGAAAAUAGAAAUCCAUUUUGAUUUACAAUUCAACAUAUCACAGGCUUCCAUUAAAGCUUUGGGAGAAGACAAACAGAUAUUGGCUGACCAGACAAAAAUCUCCUCAGAACUUCUCGAUAAGUUUGAUAAAGAAGAACCUGAGAUUCCUCCUCUCAGCCACAAAGAAGAGACAGACCGGGCAGAAGAAUCCACUGAGCUGCCAGAAUUAAUGAGUGCUGAAGAUGAAUGCUGCCUAGUAACUCUCCCCUCAAAUGACCAGUUUGAGCUUCCUCAAACAAAAGCAGCUGAUAGUUCACCUGAAAAAUUGAAACUGGGUGAUACACAACAAGAAGUUACUUCAGAACAUGAAUAUUCAUCAGAUUUACCAGAACCAUCAGUAACAAUUCUGAUUCCUAAAUUAAAUGACAAAGCCAGCCGAAUGGACAUCUUCUUUGUCCAUUCAUCUAUUGAUGGACACUUAGAUCGUUUCCCUAUCUUAGCUAUUAAGUCUCAUUACAGGAAACACCUCUUCUCGGAGAGUAAUCAAGAUUCAAGUAGUAGUACCAGUGAACUAUCUUGGACCAAUAACCAAAAAAGGAAAUACCUAAAACCAUAUCCUGGUAGGAAAAAGACAAGAACCAGAAGUAACAUAAAAAUCUUGCCACCUUUCUCUCUCAGUCCUGGCAGUGACCAUGAGAAAGACCAAGCUAAACUUCUAACACCAUUAUGGAAAGAAAUCUCCAGGAAAAAUAGCACACCUCCAGAAAUUUCUGGCACAAAAUUUCAGGGUAGUCCUGCCCUUUUAACUCCUGAAGUUUCUGCCCAGAAAACAGAACUUCAAAGUCCCCACACACUGAGCAAUCCCUCUUCAUUGGAGCACUCAGAAGUUGAAGAAAAUGUGUCUAAGACUGUAAAUGGAGAGUCAUUGAUGAAAAGUACUGACUUCAAACAUAAACUGGAAAACCUGGAAGACAGAGACAUAUCAGAUGGUAGUUUUGCUAAGUGGAAACAGUCAAAAUUGGAAGAAGGUGAUGUUCCAGGACCCCUUUCCUCAGUGAGAGAUGAAGCAGAUUUGGCAGAAGGCAUUUCUUCUCCAUCCCUGGCAGUUGUGCCAGAGAACUUGAAUAGUUCUGCUGUUAUCACAACCUUCGAAAACUUCACUAGAGAACUGAAAAGAAAAUAUGAGCUUAGGUACAAAAGGAGUGCACUUAAUUCAGAAUAUGCAAAGCAAGCACCAGAUUGCCUAAUAAAACUUUUAAACCAGAUACAUCAGUGCAGACUUAAUAAACUAGAGCAGUUUAACAAUUUUGUUCUUCAAGAGCUGAGCAAUCUUGAGAAGAAUAUUCUGGCUCUGAAAUACCUUGAGAGGGAUGUUAUGGAAUUUUGGGAGAAACAAUCUGAUGAUCUGAAAUCAUUCUGUGAUCUGCAAGUGCUGAGUCUGAGAUGCCUGAAGAAGAAAAAGUUGACUCUUCCACACAAGUGGUGCUUUGUUCGGGAAACAGUUAUCAUGGAAGCUCAGUGGAUAGAUAUUUGUCUCUAUCUUACUGGCCUGAACUGGGUCACAUUAUCCUCUCUUGUCAACAGGGAAUCUGGGGAGUCUGAGAUGCCUGAAGAAGAAAAAGUUGACUCUUCCACACAAGUGGUGCUUUGGUGCAAAUGGCUUCCUGGGCCUCAGCGCAUUUGCACCUACCCACUAGACAAGCACCAACUGGGAAUUGUGCACGUGCUUCAGACUGAAUGUGUCCACAACUAA
Molecule: messenger RNA, 3057 nt
Organism: Pteropus alecto (black flying fox)
Lineage: Eukaryota; Metazoa; Chordata; Mammalia; Chiroptera; Pteropodidae
Gene: SYCP2L
Product: synaptonemal complex protein 2 like
Exons: 34
Coding region: 1-3057 (1018 amino acids)
Source: RefSeq, a predicted model, not a curated record